ACAAUCCCCACUUCCUUGCCGAAGGACAACAGAGAUAGUCGGCAGACACAUACAAUUUUUUUUGCAUUUUAAUUUCGGUUUAAAAUUGCAUUAUUCCCAAACUUGCAACGCCUCAUUGAGUGCACAGCGCGAACCGUUAUUGUUUUAAAGAUGCUGUGGUGGCGCCACAUUAAAUAGAUGCAGAUGCCGCUGCAACAGCAAAUUGCCAUAGCCGAAAAAUGAACAAUUUGGAGCACGUUAAACAUUUCUAUCCCGACAACUACAAAUUGGAUCUGUCCGAGACAAUGAAGGCGGCGCUGUCAAAGGGACCCGUUAACGGGGGCGUUGGAGUGGGCGUGGUCAAUGCCGUCGUCGGCAGCGGCAACAGCAGCAGCAGCAAUCUGUCCAAUUCGAUGGGAGCUCCACAACACAGUGAUAUGCUGCAACAACAGCAGCCACAACAAUCCAACGCUGGCGUUGGCUAUGUGACCGAGAAGCUCUACAUGCUGCUGCAGCUGUACUUGCAGAACAAAGGCUGGAAUCCCAGCGCUGAGCUGCUGCAAUGCUUCAGCGAUCUUAAGGAUAAUGCAAUGUUGCCAAGUGCAGCAUAUUUACAGGUGCUUGCCAAUCGCUUGACUUUGGACUCACAGGGUAGAUUAAUUCUGCGUGACAAUGGCAAGAUUGUUUUACCCUUUGAGCACUUUGCCAAUGCCGUCAUGCUGAAGCACAUGUCUGGCCCACAUGGACUCCACUUAAGCGUGGAUGCCACGGUGCGAGCAGUGAUCGAAUCCUAUACUAUUGGACGCGAUCAAUUUGGCAUGGAGAAGGAGUUCAUCAUAGAGGUUGUGCAAUCGUGUCCAAGUCCAGCGUGUCGUUAUUACAAGAAUCACAUGGGCAUCUCGCCCAUGCCCUUUAUGGAGCAGCAAUAUCCUGGCGUCAAUACGCCCGACUUCUUGCAACGGCUCUCGCAUUUGCCUCCCAGUGCAGCAGCUGGAAGUGCUGCUGCAGCUGCUGCUGUGGGCGCUGCAGCCGGUGGCAAUGCGGGAGGCAGCGGAGUCUCUAGUUCGAGCAAUAGCGCAGCCGCUGUUGAAAUUGAUCUGUCGAAAUCGAGUGGCACCAAAGUGCCGCCACAAUUGCAGCACUUGAGUAAGCAGCAACAGAGCAGCAUUCAAUCGCAGCUAUCGCAAAUAAGUGCAGCUGCAGCAGCAGCACAUCAUCAACAGCAGCAGCAGCAACAACAGCAGCAGCAACAACAGCAGCAGCAGCAACAACAGCAGCAACAACAACAGCAGCAGCAAGCUCAGGCUCAAGCCAAACAUCAACAACAACUAACGGCCGCAUUGAUACAACAACAAAAUCGGGUACUCGCCCAGCAGAGUCUGGAAAAGCUCAAUAAUCUGAGUGCCCUUGAGAAGCAGCGUGUGUUUGCUCAGCUGGAUCCCAAGCAUUUUGAUCCCAUGGCCGUGGCGGCCGCAGCAGCCAACUUGCAGAUCCAAGGCAUGAUGCAGUCACAAGCGGUGGCUGCAGCUGUGGCCGCCAAUCAACAACAACAGCAGCAACCAACGCCUUUGGCUGCCAAUGCGCCCUCGACAGCGGUUAGUGCCAAUGCACAGGUUCAUCAUGGUCAUCACUCGUUGCCGCCGCCCUCACAGUCGCCACACUCUUCAUCAUCAACGUCCUCGCACUCCUCAAUGGAUCAACUCACGCACAAAAACAUCACAGAGUCGUUACGCUCCAAUCUGGAUUCGAUUGAAUCGAAUAAGGAUCUGUUGGCGCUGCACAAUGGCGCCUGGGCCAGUCACGAUGCCAAUCGUUUGGAUCACAUGGGCGUCGGUCAGGACAAGAUUGUGCGUAUCUUUUCGGAGCUAAUGCGCAACAUGUCGCGCAUGAAGACCUACAUAAGACCAUCGAUGUGUAAGCCCUACGGCAAGCAGAGUGAAAGUCUGCAGAAGACUCUCAUGGACACCAUACAAAUAGUGCAGACACUGCGUAAUUGCUUGCCAGCACCGCAUAUUCCUGUGUCGUCCUGGAAGAGUGAAAGCGAGGGAACUGUUGGUGUCGGUGUCGUCGGUGUGGGUGGCGUUGGCGUUCCACCUGGCAUGGCAUUAAAUGCGCUCGGUUUGCAGUCGGGUCGCGUGGACAAUUUGCACUAAUUAAGAGCAGCUCAAAUUGUAUCACAUGGAUGUUGCUUUGGGUAAUGUUUGAACAACAUAAUCAAUAUCCUACGAUUCCGGAACAUCAAUACAGUAUUUAACAUAGAAUAGAGUGUGUAUCAUCUUCAUAGGCUUGGCUCAUGGUUUUUCAUUAACUAAUUAUGUGCCAUGUUCAACACAAGACUUGAUUUCAUUUCAAUAUUUGACUGAUUUUUACAAAUCAAUGACAUUAGCUGCAAGUUGUGCUUCAGUGAAUCAAGCAAAGUUGAAGAAUAGCCUUGUUUUUUGAGCGCUUAUUACAGCUGGUGUCAUUGAGCGAUUAGAUUUAUUCGCUUAAACCCGGCUAGAAUCUAAGAUUAAGCUACAGUCCCCAACUUCCAAUCCUAUCGAAGCGCAGUUAUAAGCAAUUUCAUUAUUCUAUUUUAUUUGAUUUUUUUGUGAUUGUGAUUUCAUUUUUGAUUUUGGCAUAUACAAAAUUAACCAAACGCAUAUAAAUUCAAUUGGCAAAAAGUCUGUGAUAUUUAAAUUAUGUUUAAAUAAUAUCGAAAUUUAAUUAAUUUAUACUUAUACUCAUUAUGUGUGCCCUUUGUUGUGUAAACUGCAAUUUACUUUGUGCAAUAUUACAAAGUGUCUAACUAACUCUUAACCACUUUUGUGCAAUUCGAAAACUUUUCACUCAUAUCAAACCGCAUAGAUUAUAAACUAUAUUACAUAUUAAGCAUAUUUCGCAUACAACACAAUUUAAUUAAGAUAUUGUGCUACAUUAUUAUGUCAUGGGUUGUCGUAGAUCGUCAUUUUAAUUAAAUUUGACGAACAAUGCUGAGUGGAGUUGUACUAAUUUAUAAGCAGCAAAUGGGUUGUAAUUCGACUAUGCAUACUUACAAUACACAAAACACAUUUCGUACGCAUAAGCUUAUAUUAUAUUUUAUUCCAUGCUCAUACAUUGAAAUAACCGAUUCUUAGAAAGCAUACAGUAUUAAUCAGAAAUAAAGACACAUACAAACCAUAAAUAUUUCUGUAGCUCAAUGUAUAAUUUAAAAAAAAAGAAUAUCAUAUUGCAUAAUAUCGCUUAAUGUUCCCCUUUCCAAUUCGGUCAAA
Molecule: messenger RNA, 3230 nt
Organism: Drosophila nasuta
Lineage: Eukaryota; Metazoa; Arthropoda; Insecta; Diptera; Drosophilidae
Product: mastermind-like protein 2
Exons: 5
Coding region: 219-2132 (637 amino acids)
Biological process (GO): regulation of gene expression
Cellular component (GO): nucleus
Molecular function (GO): sequence-specific DNA binding
Source: RefSeq, a predicted model, not a curated record